Molecule: messenger RNA, 3033 nt
Organism: Amaranthus tricolor (Joseph's coat)
Lineage: Eukaryota; Viridiplantae; Streptophyta; Magnoliopsida; Caryophyllales; Amaranthaceae
Product: transcription initiation factor TFIID subunit 5
Exons: 19
Coding region: 198-2225 (675 amino acids)
Biological process (GO): transcription initiation at RNA polymerase II promoter
Cellular component (GO): transcription factor TFIID complex
Molecular function (GO): protein binding; RNA polymerase II general transcription initiation factor activity
Source: RefSeq, a predicted model, not a curated record
UUGCUCAAACAACUGGUGCUAUAUUGCCGGUCCUGUUCUUCGCUAUUCGCUUAUUUAACCCUCCAAAAGGUUUCACGAGUUUUCCUCUACAUCCCUUGCAAUGCAAUUCAAUUCUUGAAAGAAAUCAAAUCACAGUUGAAUAAGUCAUUUUAAUUUCCCAAUUUAUCAACCAAUUUAGGGUAGAAAAGGCACUAAUAAUGGAUGAAGAAGAAAUAGAGAGAGCAGUGAUUGCGUAUUUAAAGAAGAAAGGUUUUAAACAAACUGAGCUUGCUUUUCAAGAAGAACAUCAACUUCAACAACACCCACAACAACAGUCGAAGAAUUUGUCUUCUAAUUCUCAAACUGACGCAGAUGUUGCUAAGCUCAUUCUCUCUUUUACAAUUGAGUCAGAGAGGCUUCCUGCACAAUAUCAUGAUGGGUACAGCAAGCUAAGAUCUUGGGCUUACAAUUCACUUGAUUCAUACAAGCAUGAAUUGCUUCGAGUGCUCUACCCAGUUUUUAUACAUUGUUUCAUGGAUCUCAUUGCACGGGGCCACCUACAAGAAGCCCGUAAUUUUUUCAAUACCUUCUGUGAAGACCAUGAAACUAUGCAUCAGAGGGAUCUACAAAAGCUUGAGGGAGUUCUUUCCCCCUCUCAUUUGGAGGAGAUGGAGUUUGCCCAUACUUUAAGGCAGAGCAAAGUUAACAUCAAGAUUUGUCAGUAUGCGUAUGAGCUUCUUUUGCAGUAUCUACACAACACUCAAUCUAUCACUAUGCUUGGGGUUAUAAAUGAGCAUAUUAACUUCCAAGUUAGUCCGGGUCAGCCCAGUUCAAUAUCUGAUGAUGCUGAUGCUGUGACAUUGGUUGAUGGUGGCCAAGAUGUAGCAAACCUGACAAAUCAAAAAGAAAUUCAAUGGGGUAUACUGGAAGAUUCAAUUGAGGAUCGCUUGGAGAAGAGUGGUGGUUUGCUUUCAGAUUCUGAAAAAGUGGAUGGGGAAGGCAAGGAAGGGGAGAACGAAGAAAAUAAGAAAAGAUCUGUUGAUGGAGGAAAGCAAAGUGCUCCUGCAAAAAAAUCCAAGAAGGAUAAAGUUGGAGGUGUUGGAGGAAAAGCUGCACGCCCGGAACCCAACACUCCUUCUACGGCACCAAGAGUCAAACCUGAGCUUCCUUUGCCAGUCAUGCCAACUGCAGUUGAACAUUCUAUCCUGGAAGACCUUCGUAAUCGUGUGCAGUUGAGUAGCAUGGCCCUGCCAUCUGUAAGCUUCUACACAUUUAUCAAUACACACAAUGGUUUAAACUGUGCCUCAAUUUCACAUGAUGGUUCCUUGGUGGCCGGUGGAUUUUCAGACUCUUCCUUAAAGGUUUGGGACAUGUCAAAGCUUGGGAAAGAAAUGGGCAAUCCUACUCUACAGGGUGAAAAAGAUGCUGCUGGAAAUGAGCAAAGUUUUGGUGUAAACGACGGCAAAAGACCCUAUACUUUGUUUCAGGGUCAUUCUGGUCCUGUUUAUUCAGCCUCAUUCAGUCCCCUUGGAGAUUUCAUCCUCUCUUCUUCAGCAGAUUCAACUGUACGACUUUGGAGCACCAAACUAAAUGCUAAUCUUGUGUGCUACAAGGGUCACAAUUACCCUGUAUGGGACGUGCAGUUCAGCCCCUAUGGACACUAUUUUGCUACUUGUUCUCAUGAUAGAACAGCAAGGAUCUGGUCCAUGGACAGAAUUCAGCCAUUGAGAAUCAUGGCUGGCCAUUUGUCAGAUGUUGAUUGCGUCAGAUGGCAUGUAAACUGUAAUUACAUAGCCACUGGGUCAAGUGAUAAAACAGUUCGGUUAUGGGACAUUCAGAGUGGGGAAUGUGCAAGGAUAUUCAUUGGUCACAGGAGUAUGAUAUUGUCUUUGGCGAUGUCACCUGACGGACGAUAUAUGGCAUCCGGUGACGAAGACGGUGCAAUCAUGAUGUGGGAUCUGGCUAGUGGUCGUUGCAUUACCCCUUUGGUAGGUCACACAUCAUGUGUAUGGACAAUAGCUUUCAGUGGUGAAGGCUCUCUUCUUGCUUCGGGAUCAGCAGACUGCACGGUAAAGCUGUGGGAUAUCAAUGCAAGCACAAAGAUGUUAAGAUCCGAGGAAAAAAAUGGAAGUUCAAAUAGACUCCGAUCAUUGAAGACUCUUCCUACAAAAUCUACUCCAGUUUAUUCUUUGACGUUUUCGAGGAGGAAUUUGUUAUUUGGAGCUGGUGUUCUUUCUAAACACUAAUGAAAAAUUUAGUAGAUGAUUUCAGUCACUAAUGGUAGUUGUAGACAUCCAAUGAAGUAUUAGUGUUGCUGCUUGAAACUGCUUCAGUUUAGUGUUCAAGCUGGAUUAGAUUUGUUGCUGAUUUUGCAGUAAUUUACUGAUGUUUAGUAUUUUUCUUAGAAACAAGGGAUUUUUUAUACUUUCAUCUAAGAAUUGUACGUAAAUUACUUUAUCCUCUCCGAUGACCCUCGUUUACCGCUUACCUUACUUCUCCCUCAAGUCCUCAACGGCCGACAGUGUCUUGUACUUGGAGCCUCCCUGAAUAAAUUGAGCUGUGGCUGACGAAUGCCGUUGUAUGUUGCCCUUCGACUUGAUACUUUUUUUUGAAAGGUUCGACUUGGUACUUAAUGUUGCUUGUAUUAUUGUAUAUGAUCUUAUUAAACAUAUGGAACCCAAAAUUAGAAAAUUUGUAAAGAAUAAGUAAAUUUAUAUAAAAAAUUUAAAAAAUAAGCAAUUUUUAAACUUAAUUCUCAUAAUAAACUUAAAUCCCUAGAGCACAGGUUUGAGUUGUUCACUGUUACUAACAACGAACAUAGAAGCUUGGUCAAAAAAGUUAAGGUUUUUGUUCGCUAUUAGUAACGGUGAACAAUUACAAAGCUAAUUUCAGUUGCUUGUUCCAAUUUUAACUGUUAUUUUCUUGGGCUAUGUCAAUUUCACAAGACUUAUUUUUAGGCUUUUAAUUAUUAAUUUUCCUAUUUUAUUUCCUAAAAGUUUGGGAAUGUUGAUAAUUAAGGGAUUUACAAUGAUUUUAAAUCAAUUUUAUCAAGUG